GCUCCUCUGUUAAAUCAUUAUUUCCUGUAAAGCUGCUUUGAAAUUAUGUGUGUUGUGAAAAGCGCUAUACAAAUAAAAAUGACUUGACAUCACGUGGACGGCCAGGUGCGUGUGCGUUGUUUACCUGUGAAAGUGAAGGCACCAGGAUGCACUGUGGGAAGAUGACAAGCGUGUGGCAGUGUGAUGCUCUGAGCAAUGUUCUGCUGGGAAACUCUGGGUCCGGCUAUUCAUGUGGAUGUCAAUUGGACACAUGCCACCUACCUAAACGUCGUUGCCGACCAGGUACACCCCUUCAUGACAAUGGUAUUCCCUGAUGGCAGUGGCCUCUUUCAGCGAGAUAAUUCGCCCAACCACACAGGAAUGUUCUGGAAUGGUUUGAGGAACAUGAUGAAGAGUUCAAGCUGUUGCCCUGGCCUCCAAAUUCCCCAGAUCUCAAUCCGAUUGAGCAUCUGUGGGAUGUGCUGGAUCAACAAGUCCAAUCCAUGGAGGCCCCACCUCACAAAUUACAGGAGCUGAAGGAUUUGCUGCUAAUGUCUUGGUGCCAGAUACCACAGGACACCUUCAGGGGUCUUGUAGAGUCCAAGCCUCGGCAGGUCGGCGCUGUUUUGGAGCCACACAGAGGACCAAUAGCAUAUUACGCAGGUGGUCAUGUUUUGGCUCAUCAGUGUAUACAGACUCAAUGCCCUUUCUAUGCUUUUUCUAAUGUUUACAUAAGUGAAAAUAACUUUGAGUUUUUUUCUUUUGUUGAUAAGAUUAUUGUUGUAAGCCUGGUCCUCUUGGAUGCCAUUUUCGUCCUGUGCGAACUGCUUAUUGACUUGUCUAUUAUUGAAGCAGAUCAUCACAGAAUUGUCCCGCAGGUAUUCCACUAUCUUAGCCUCGCCCUUCUCACGUUCUUCAUAGUGGAGCUGUCUGGAAAAAUCUAUGCCUACCGCCUGGAGUUCUUCCAGCAUAAAUUUGAGGUGUUUGAUGGGAUUGUGGUGGUGGUGUCCUUCAUUCUGGAUAUCGUUUAUAUCUCAAAGGAAGAUGCAUUUGAUGCCAUGGGGCUGCUGAUCUUGCUCAGGCUGUGGAGAUUGGCCAGAAUUAUAAAUGGUAUUAUAGUGUCGGUGAAAAAUCGUGCCCAUAACAAAGUUCAGAAGGUGAAGGAGAUCAAUGAAAACCUUUUACAUGAAGUCAAUGAACUUAAAGAGCAGAACACCAAAAUUGAUGAAGAAAACGCCAGACUUCAGGCACUUUUAAAACAGCACGGCAUUGAGUACUGACUUCAGGGGUCAAGCAGAAUGCUCAUUAAAUCACAUUUGGUGCCAAUUUGAGACAAAUCAAGUCUAUUAAUUCCAUAUGAAAUGUAAGGAAAUGCAUGGUUUGAAAAGUGCAUUGGGUAUAAGUUGUCACUCAAAAGCUGAAUUGAUCUAGGUUUGCCUUCCACUUCUAGGUCUUUAAUUGCACUCAUAAGGGUAGAUGGAUAUUUAGGCCAGUUACUCAUGUUGAUUUAUGUACAGCUAAGAGGUCAAAGAUAAAAUGCAAAGGGAUAUCUAUAAUGUACAGUAAUUUGAAUCUUAUCUUAGAGUAUAACAUGAUCAAUGUUUAUUCUAAAUCCUUAUGAUCAGACAUCUUCAGACAUCAGUACUACUGUUAUCAAUGAACUGCAACUUUCUCUUAACCUUUUCCUAUUCUGAAUGUGAAUAUGAGAACAAAUAAAAGCUAAGUAUUAUUUUAUAAGAGGUAUGAAAUACUGAUAGACCAGUAUAUUGGCCGAUAAAGUUCCCUCUUGACCCAUCAACAAAUUGGUAUUCUCUUGCAUUCGUUAAAUACUUUUAUGCAUCUAUCAGCUUUAUAUCGUCCAUUGGUCACUUUGCUCUUUAGAUAUUGGUAUAAGCAUCGGCCAUUGAAAAAUCCAUAUCAGUCGACCACUAGUUUGAAAGUAUUCUUUAUUUUAAAAACAUGUGAGAUAGUGCAUUAUAUACAAUCCUACUAGAAAAUAAAUAUACACUAUGCAUUUAUGAAAUGCAUACAAUUAAAUAAUGCUAUCUGAGGAUGGACUGUAUUAUGUCAUUGUCAGCAGUGUCAAAGAGAUCCUGAAAUGUUUUCUUGACAUGUCUACAUUUUCCAUUAUACAAAUGGAAAGAAGUCAAAAGGUAGUUUGGCAUCAGUUGUGGAUGGAACUCUGACACUUAGACUGGCAGAUGCAGACAUGUCAACAAAACUCUCUGAACUUGUUACAGACAGAUGACCACCAGCACUGAUAAGGAAGGCCUGAAGUAAGAAAAGGUAUUAUUUCAUUGUUAGUCUAUGUAAAUGUACUUAUACAUAUAUCUUUGAUCAUUGUUGCAUGUCUCACUGUUUUUUAUGCAUCUUACACCAUGAGCACCACAUUAUCAAAACAGCAUGUUAAGUUAAAAGAAAUUAAACUUUUAA
Molecule: messenger RNA, 2412 nt
Organism: Xyrauchen texanus (razorback sucker)
Lineage: Eukaryota; Metazoa; Chordata; Actinopteri; Cypriniformes; Catostomidae
Product: voltage-gated hydrogen channel 1-like
Exons: 4
Coding region: 483-1259 (258 amino acids)
Biological process (GO): proton transmembrane transport
Cellular component (GO): plasma membrane
Molecular function (GO): voltage-gated proton channel activity
Source: RefSeq, a predicted model, not a curated record